This is a messenger RNA of Mycena citricolor, 4678 nucleotides long. NCBI's taxonomy places the organism in Eukaryota, Fungi, Basidiomycota, Agaricomycetes, Agaricales, Mycenaceae. The record is from the annotation of a GenBank genome assembly.
CAUCUGACCCUGCGCAGUAGUAUUUAUCCUUCACGUGUCCCGUUCCGCUUUCAGCGUGCUUAGACAUGCUCCACAGAGAACCCGGAACGAGAUUUACGGAAAGCAGAGGGCGGUUGCACCCGGGAUCAGCCGGAUUCCCAGAUUGCCGAGACCUGCCGAAGGAUUCCCGCGUGACCGCCUCUGAUGCGAUCUACACACUUCCGCUUUGCUUUCCCGCACUCCCGUUCUUCGUCCAACCGCUCAUGGGUCUACUGACGAUAAUCAGAAAGAACCGGCAGAAAGAAAAAGAAAUGCGGAUUCUCUUCCUCGGCCUCGAUAACGCGGGGAAGACGACUAUCCUGAAGAAGCUGAACGGAGAAGAUAUCAUGAGCGUAAGUCCGACGCUCGGGUUUAAUAUCAAGACGUUUGCGCAUGCGAAUUACACUCUGAACAUAUGGGAUGUCGGCGGACAGCGGACGCUCCGCCCGUACUGGCGCAACUAUUUCGAACAGACGGACGCCCUUGUGUGGGUGGUUGACUCCGGAGACAGACUCCGGAUGAAAGAUUGCAAGGACGAGCUGCACAGUCUGUUGUUAGAAGACCGGCUUGCAGGCGCCUCUCUUCUUAUUUUUGCGAACAAACGGGAUCUCCGGGGAUCUAUGAGCGAGUCCGAGAUCCGCGAUGCGCUAGAUCUGCGCGCUAUCAAGUCCCAUCAGUGGAAAAUCUGGUCCUGUAGCGCUGUCACAGGCGAAAAUCUGGUGACGGGCCUCGAUUGGGUGGUCGGAGACGUCGCGAAUCGGCUAUAUUAUUCUGUUGCACCCGUCGCGCAACUCUGAGACGCGCAUCUAACUUGGCCGACGUUUUGGCAGUGAGCGUUCAAGGGAUCACAUCUGCGUCUGUGCGCGUAGUCUGUUGCGAGAGGACGCAACUGUCGUUUCCGUUUCCCCAUUGAAGGCCCCGUUGGAUUGAAUUGAAGCUAGUGCAAAUGAAUGAAGGGUGAAGGCGCAAGAGAUAACUCGGAGGUUGAAUGCAUCAAGAAGAAAGUCACCUCGCCCCCGAUCUUUAGCUUCGCACAUCGGCCUCCACUUUACGUUUCGGUCUCUCAAUUCAAACCCUCUGGACCCGCGUCGAUCACUCUGAGAAGGCGCUAAGAUUCUCGCGAAGAAUGCUAGCCAGUCGUUGGUUGCCCGGGCUGACCUCAUUUCGGGCCCACGUCGCGCAGUGAUCUCCAGGUCAUAUGUACUACGAUGGCGGGUUCGGCUGGGCUCCGAAUGUCAGGACUUACGUUGCUUACCUCCGCAAGAUAUAUUUGCUUGCAACCGGGAACCCGAACAUAUGUCCGCCCACACGUAAGUCGUAUGUAAGUCGCAUGUUGCUAUCUCGGCCUGGGAAUUCUGCCAUCUUCCCGCAACGUCUCGGCGUGACAGCCGACAAAUCCCCAAUAUGCCUGAAAAUGAAUCAUCCCAGAAAGAAGACAGGCCAGACCAGCGAUGGGUUCCAAUGAUCAGGCGCACCUUGCGGGCCGCAUCGGAUCGGCUCAACGACCAAACGUUCGCGGGGCCACCGAUGGACACUCGUCGCACUAACUAACUCUCUUGGCGGUUGCAGAGAAAGAACAUUUACACCCCCGAUGUCACGCCGCAGGAAGAGACUAUGCUAUGCAAACUCAAUGCUCCUGCGCUUGACACAUUCUGUGCGUUAAGGUUUCAGUGGUUCUAGAUCGACCAACCGAGGCGUUUGUGCGACCAGUUGUUUACAUUGCAUUGGGUUGGGUCGAAGGUGCGAAACUCAUUAGGCUUCGAGGACCGCACUCGAGUGGACUGCUGCGGACCUGCGACGGUUCCUGUGCAUGCAAGUCACGAUCAUUUAUUCCCCCGUCUUCGCCAUGCAGGAAGCGAGGCUGAAUCGAGUUGCUCGCGCCACUGGUGGAUCCCCCGGCCGAGUGCCAAGUCUGAGGAAAAUCAACUCGCGGCGAUGUUCGCUUCCAGGCGGCGCGUGUGUCAGAGCGCGACAGUGUCUUUGUCUCUACGUGUCUGUGUCUAGCCUGUGAAUAACCCGAAGUGGAAGAGUGAAAUGUAUCGAAGAACACAUGGAGACACCAUGCGAAAUGUCAAACAAAACAGGACAUGAAAUCGAGGCCCGUGGCCGGUGCGUUGUCGAGGGGAAACGUGACACCAAGACUCCCAGCCGACAGGAAAGACUCCGAAGGAGAGAGAGAGAUGCGGGUGGCGCUGAUCGCCAUCACGCAUUCUUGAUCGUGCCGGGGAGUCACGAUACGACUGAGCACGCCAUCUCCCAAGCUUGUCCCUCGCAAAAGUUCGCCGUCAACAGGUUCUCUGUGCUACUCCGCGCAUAUCAUCACCUCCGCAGAAUAGAUGUCGUCUUGUUUCUAUCAUCGGGCACCUGCCACCGGCUGUGGGCCUCGAGACAUUCCUGAUCGAAAUCCAGUGUGCAGAAGUCGUCGCUUUUUUGCCAUGCACGCUCAUGCCCCACCAAAUAAAGUCCGACUUGUCCCGCACCGGCUGUCGCGACAUCUGAUGCUCUCACGGGACUGUUUGCUAUCCUUCCGGGUUGUGAGGACAUAAUAACGCAGAGAUCGGCGACAACGCAGCCGAAGAGCGAGGGGGGAAACGCUCGCAGGUGACUGGCUGGACAGGGUCGGCGCGGCUCGGGCGGCGGCCGCGGCGACCCGGACGGACUGGGGUGACCGAGUGCCGCCACAGCCCCGACAUGGAACAUGGACGGACGAGGCGGGAUAAUCGCGGUGACAGAGUGUGGGGAAGAGGGAAUCCCGGGAGGAAUCCUGGGAUUCAUUCGGCGUGAGAAGAAAAGGCAAUCGCACGUGGAAAGAUGCGAGCUACCUUCCUGCCUUGAGAGCCAGUCUGCAUUCCUGAUUUGGGUGACGCCAGAUUGGGAUGGCUGGUCCUGGCCAAGGAGUCUAUAGGAAUUCUGUGGUGACUUCCAGCCGAUGCCGAUCUCGAUACGACAUGCCCCACAGCGCGAAGAAAAAUGGCACUCCCAAAUCCAACCGAACAUAAAAGCCGUCGUCUCGUCCGACAUCUCGCACUUCCUCAUCCAUCCAUCCGCCCCCGCCUCCGCGACAAUGCCCUCGACCAUCUCCCAGUCGUGCGUCCCACCCAAGUUCGCGCCGUCGUCCAAGGCCCUCCAGUCCACCUCGUCCUCGCUCCUCGCCCUCUCCUUCAGCCCCUACUCUUGGGUCUGCACAUUCGCGCGAUCCUCCAUCCUCUCCGUGCUCGACGACGCUAUCACCGUCGGCCACCUAACGCUCUCCGACUCUGAGGGCACCCGUUUCUAUGGCCAGCGCGGCAAGGGUUGCAAUGAGGUCCACAUGAAAGUCGUCAACGAAAACUUUUGGUUGCGGCUCAUACUAUCUGGUGAUCUCGGCUUCAGCGAAGCCUUCAUGAUUGGAGAUGUCGAAGUUUCAAAUCUUCGAAGCGCAAUGAACCUGUGGCUCGAAAACCAGGCGGGCAUGGAGGCCACGCUAUCAUCAACCGUCGCCAAGAUCUCGUCCGCCGUGUCGGCAUUAUACAACAACGUGCUCGGCCAGACGCGAUCUCAGGCUCGCUUGAAUGUCAUCGCGAGCUACGAUCAGUCGAACGAGUUGUUCAAGGCCUUCCUCAGCAAGGAGAUGAUGUAUUCUUGCGGGCUCUGGAGUGAUGCCGAAGGGGGUGUCCGCGGUGACCUCACAUCUGGGCCCACGCCAGGCGACCUCGAAGCAGCCCAGCUUCGCAAGAUCCGGCAUGUUCUCACAAAAGCCCGCGUCAAACCCGGUGACCGCAUCCUGGAGUUCGGCAGUGGCUGGGGGGGUCUGGCCAUCGAGGCUGCACGCACUUUCGGCUGCGAGGUCGACACCCUCACCCUUUCCAUCGAGCAAAAGGCCCUCGCCGAGGAACGUAUCAGGGAUGCCGGCUUCGAGGGCAAGAUUCGAGUCCACCUGAUGGACUACCGUGAGAUCCCCGCCGAGUUCGAAAAAGCAUUCGACGCGUUCGUGAGUAUUGAGAUGCUCGAGCACGUCGGCUCAAAAUACUACAACUUGUACUUCAAGCUUGUCGACUUUGCGCUAAAGUCUUCACACGCAACAGUCGUGAUUAGUGCAUCAACGUUCCCUGAAUGUCGAUACUCCGGCUAUCAAUCUGAGGACUUUAUGCGACGGUAUAUGUGGCCCAACUCCUGUCUCCCCAGUGCCACCGCGCUCGUGACCGCAGCUCAAGUCGGCUCUGAAGGCCGAUUCACACUUGAAGGUGUCGAGAACCACGCUGCCCACUACCCACGGACGCUCAGGGAAUGGGGCCGGCGGCUCGAGGCGAAUCUCUCGCAGGAUCUCGUAUCCCAGGAUUACCCGGGACUGCGCAACCGGGCAGACUACGACGCAUUCAAACGCAAGUGGCAGUACCUGUUCGCAUACGCCGGUGCCGGCUUUGCUAAAGGCUACAUCACCUGUCAUAUGCUGACCUUCAUCCGACAAAAUGACAUUCCCGCCGAAGCUUGCGACUGAGGGCGACUCCUCACGCGCCCCUUCCUCACUUCCAUUCUUUCUACGGGACUCGGGACUCGGCGGACUAUCUAUAUAUUAUCUUUAUUCGCUCCUCUCACUUUUACUCUACCUCGGAACCAGCAUAGAACUUGUUUGUAGAAUAGUCGUCACGAAAUUUCAGCAUAGAACCCGCGCACGCCGUGC